Molecule: messenger RNA, 3067 nt
Organism: Arvicola amphibius (Eurasian water vole)
Lineage: Eukaryota; Metazoa; Chordata; Mammalia; Rodentia; Cricetidae
Gene: Tgfbr2
Product: transforming growth factor beta receptor 2
Exons: 8
Coding region: 413-2191 (592 amino acids)
Biological process (GO): transforming growth factor beta receptor signaling pathway; heart development; cellular response to growth factor stimulus
Cellular component (GO): plasma membrane; signaling receptor complex
Molecular function (GO): SMAD binding; activin binding; type I transforming growth factor beta receptor binding
Source: RefSeq, a predicted model, not a curated record
AGGAAGGCAAGGGCUGGAAGCUGGAGAGGGCUGGAGCUGGAAGGCUCUCCGGCAGCGAGAGGUCCUGCCCAGCUGUUGGCGAGGAGUUUCCUGUUUCCCUCCCGGCGCCCGGGUAGAGUUGAUGAGUGAGUCACUCGCGCGCACCGACCGACGACACCCCCCGCGCGCGCACACGCUCGCUUGGGGGACGGAGCCCCAGCCUUCUGCGCAGCUCUCCUCGGCCGCCGGGGGCCUCCUCCCGGCCUCCAAGCUCCCCCGAUCGCCGGCCACAUCUGGCCCGCACCUCUGCCCGGCGCGCUCAGGACGGCCCAGGCAUACUGAGAGGACUAGGAGUCAAGGCGCAGCCCGGGGUCCCCGAGGCUCGGUUCGCGGCGCCUCACGGGCCGGUCUAUGACGAGCGACGGGGGCCACCAUGGGUCGGGGGCUGCUCCGGGGCCUGUGGCCGUUGCACAUCGUCCUGUGGACGCGCAUCGCCAGCACCAUCCCACCGCAGGUUCCCAAGUCGGAUGUGGAAAUGGAGGCCCAGAAAGAUGUGCCCAUCCACCUAAGCUGUAAUAGGACCAUCCAUCCACUGAAACGCUUUAACAGUGGCAUGAUGACCAGCGAUAACGGCGGGGCCGUCAGGCUUUCGCAACUGUGCAAGUUUUGCGAUGUGAGGUUGUCCACUUGUGACAAGCAGAAGUCCUGCAUGAGCAACUGCAGCAUCACGUCCAUCUGUGAGCAGCCGCAGGAAGUCUGCGUGGCUGUGUGGAGGAAGAAUGAUGAGAACAUUACACUGGAGACGGUGUGCCAUGACCCCAAGCUCACCUACCAUGGGUUUGCCGUAGAAGACGCUACUUCGCCCAAGUGCAUCAUGAAGGAGAAGAAAAGGGCCGGUGAGACUUUCUUCAUGUGUGCCUGCAACGUGGAGGAGUGCAAUGACCACAUCAUCUUUUCAGAAGAAUACACCGCCAGCAAUCCUGACCUGUUCCUGGUCAUUAUCCAAGUGACUGGCGUCAGCCUCCUGCCUCCACUGGGGAUUGCCAUAGCUGUGAUCAUCAUCUUCUACUGCUAUCGUGUCCACCGGCAGCAGAAGCUGAGCCCGUCCUGGGAAAGCAACAAGCCCCGGAAGCUCAUGGAGUUCAGCGAUAACUGCGCCAUCAUCCUGGAGGACGACCGUUCGGACAUCAGCUCUACGUGUGCCAACAACAUCAACCACAACACGGAACUGCUACCCAUUGAGCUGGACACGCUGGUGGGGAAGGGCCGCUUUGCCGAGGUCUACAAGGCGAAGCUGAAGCAGAACACUUCGGAGCAGUUCGAGACUGUGGCCGUCAAGAUCUUCCCCUAUGAGGAGUACACGUCGUGGAAAACGGAGAAGGACAUCUUCUCUGACAUCAACCUGAAACACGAGAACAUCCUGCAGUUCCUGACUGCCGAGGAGCGGAAGACAGAGCUGGGAAAGCAGUACUGGCUGAUCACGGCGUUCCAUGCCAAGGGCAACCUGCAGGAAUACCUCACCCGGCAUGUCAUCAGCUGGGAGGACCUGCGGAAGCUGGGCAGCUCCCUGGCCAGGGGCAUCGCCCAUCUCCACAGUGACCACACUCCAUGUGGGAGGCCUAAGAUGCCCAUCGUCCACAGAGACCUCAAGAGCUCGAACAUCCUCGUGAAGAAUGAUUUGACCUGUUGCCUGUGUGACUUUGGGCUGUCCCUGCGUCUGGACCCUACUCUGUCUGUGGAUGACUUGGCCAACAGUGGGCAGGUGGGAACUGCAAGAUACAUGGCCCCCGAAGUUCUAGAAUCCAGGAUGAAUUUGGAAAACGUGGAGUCCUUCAAGCAGACAGAUGUCUACUCCAUGGCUCUGGUACUCUGGGAAAUGACAUCCCGUUGCAAUGCGGUGGGAGAGGUGAAAGAUUAUGAACCCCCAUUUGGCUCCAAGGUCAGGGAGCACCCUUGCGUGGAGAGCAUGAAGGACAACGUGCUGAGAGAUCGAGGACGGCCUGAAAUCCCCAGCUUCUGGCUCAACCACCAGGGCAUCCAGGUCGUGUGUGAGACGCUGACAGAAUGCUGGGACCAUGAUCCUGAGGCCCGCCUGACAGCCCAGUGUGUGGCAGAGCGCUUCAGUGAGCUGGAGCAUCCAGAUAGACUCUCCGGGAGGAGCUGCUCCCAGGAGAAGAUUCCAGAAGAUGGCUCACUGAACACUACCAAAUAGCUUUUUCUGGGCAGGCUGGACCGAGCCUCCAGAAGCCGCCUUUUCACCAAAGACCAGAGGCAGCUGGAUGCUAUCCUGACGGAUGCUUCUGGGAAACCAAGGACUUGCUCCCUUCUUCCCUGAUAGCUGCUCCAUAUUCAGCAGCAGCAGCAGCAGCAGCAGCAGCAGCAGCAGCAGCAGCAGCAGCAGCAGCAGCAGCAGGAGCAGUAGGGGCUAAGUGACAGAGAGCAUUCUGUGCCUUGGACAUUGUCAUGGCAUAAGCUGUAUUAGCACCUCCUCAGGAAAUGAGAUUGAUUUUUACAACAGCCAAUAACAUUUGCACUUUAUUAAUGCCUGUAUGUAAAUAUGAAUAGCUAUGUUUUAUAUCUAUAUAUCUAUAUAUGUCUAUAUCUCUCUAUCUAUAGCCAUACUCUGCAAGGAGACAAAGAAAAAGAUCAAAUGUUCCCGGGGAAAUUAGCUUUUAUUGGAGAGUUCCAAACUGGAGCAGAAGGGACUCGGGACAACAUUAGCACUUGACAAUCACACAUGCGAUGGUCCGCCGAAUGUGGGGUUGGGGGGAUGGCUGCAUGAAAAGGAUCCAUGCCUCACAGCCUGUUUGGCCACAAAACACUUUUGUCUUGCAAUAAUUGCCCUCUACAUGUGGGUGCUUUCCCGGCCAGGGAGCUAAGUUCCAGCUCACCGCUAUGUCCCAGGGUCUUCCAUGUGCCUUGCUUUUCUUUAUUUUAUCAUCGACAUCUGACUUGUGAACCUGUGGACUUAGCCUAGAACCCUGGCCCCAUCCUUCUGCUUUCAUGGACUACAGAAAUCAAAGAGGACAGUUUCCCCACCCAUGAAAGUGUUGACCAUCUAAUAGAUUGUGCUGUUUGAUUUUUCUUC